CCCAGUCUGUAUGGUGUUAGCUCCAUCCACUGAUCUGAUGCAGUGAGAAGCACAGAACACUGAGAGACACAAGCUGGCUGAACGUUCCAAAAUUCUACGUCAAACCUGGGAAAUGUACCGAGUGUAGCACAUGCCGGCCUCUGAAUAUACACAUCACACCCUGGGGACAUUCACGAAACAUUGUGAUGAGAGCUAGGGUUCUACAUUAAGAAGGGUUUCUGGCAACCUCAUCCUAGUAGAGAAAAAUAAUUCAAGACUAUCUGCUCCUGUGACCUUCAUUAUGAGCAGGCCGUUAUUCCAAGCCAGUAUGCCAGAACAAGAGAUCCACAAUGUUUGUGUUUGGCUGCCCAACAGAGAACAACUGGAUGUAACGGUUGGGGCGAAAGCCACAGGACAGGAGCUUUUCAACAAAAUAUGUGAAGCCCUUGAUAUCAAGGAAGCUCAUUUUUUUGGGCUUAGCAUUGUUAAGAAUAAUGAAUAUAUAUUUAUGGACCUAGAACAGAAGCUGAACAAAUAUUUUCCAAAGGAAUGGAAAAAAGAAACCAGCAAAGUUACUGAGAAGUUCAGCCCUCCUUGUGUUGCCUUUUUCAGAGUGCAAUACUAUGUAGAGAAUGGAAGAAUAAUAAGUGACAAGAAAGCAAGGCAACUCUAUUAUCACCACCUCAAAGAUCAAGUCCUAAGAUCCCACUGCACUCAUAAAGAGGAGAUUUAUUUCUUGCUGGCAGCUUAUGCUCUUCAAGCAGAUUGUGGAAAUCUGAAUGCGCACAUGAAAAACUACUUUGAGCCCGAGGCCUACUUCCCACACUGGAUAAUUGCAAAGAGAGGCAGUGACUACAUUCUAAAGCAUGCUCCUGAAAUACACAAGGAACAGGAAGGGAUGUCUGUUAAAGAGGCAGUACUCCAUUUCAUUAGGGAAUCGUGCUUGCUAGAGGAUGUGCCUGUUCAUUGCUACAGAUUGCAAAAGGAUAAGAAAGAGGAUCGUCCUUCUAUUAUUCUUGGGGUGACACUUCGAGGAAUGCAUAUAUAUCAGGAGGUGAACCAUGUGCAACAGCUUCUUUAUGACUUCCCAUGGUCGAAUGUGGGGAAGCUUACAUUUCUUGGCAAGAAGUUUGAGAUCCAACCAGAUGGACUUCCCUCUGCAAGGAAACUGGUUUAUUACACUGGCUGUCCAUUCAGAUCUCGUCACUUAUUGCAACUACUGAGCAAUAGUCACCGACUAUAUCUAAACAUCCAGCCAGUGUUAAAACAAAUUAGAAAACUAGAGGAAGCAGAAGAGAAAAAGCGCUACAGGGAAUCUUACAUAAGUGACAACAUGGAAAUGGAUUUGGAUCAGUCAGAUAAACAUUCACAAGGUAGCAGCAGGGGGAGUGCCAAGAACAAUCGCCUCUCAAGACAGUCAACAGUUAGCCAUAGCAGCUCACAUACCUCUGGUAUUGAAGCGGACUCGCAUCAUAGGAUGUCAGUCGAGAUGUCUGUUGAUGAACCCUUUGGGAUUGAGACUGUUCAUCGUAAGGAGAAAGCUUACUGCUCAACAAUUAGCCACAGCAGCUCAGGAAUAGACAGUGGCUGCAAAGGAAGAACAGAGGGAGACUCACAAGAUGAUGAGGUAGAACUGACAGUAGAUGAGCCACAGUAUCCCUCCAUUGAAGACCCUUUAAAAAUUGAUACACCUGGUUUGGAUUCCAAAGAAGAGUCUGUAGAUUCUCCAGGCUUAGAUGGUCAUUACUUACAAGAUUUUGAACAAUUAGUUUUUUCUACAAAUGCUCCAGUGAAGAUGAGAGGGCAGAGUGUGGAUUCCCUUGACCAGGUCAAAAUUUCAAAACCAAGGAAUUCCACAGAUCGAUACAGUCAAAGUUUAGACGAUGUUCGAAUUUACCAGCAGACUCAUCCUCUUCUAAACACUUCCACUCUAACAUCUGACACUUCUCAAAGUUACACUUUUGGGUGCUCAAUUGAGGAUAAGAUGAUUGACUAUGGAUGCACAUACACCACUGCAGAUUGCAAGAUGAAAUCUGCUUUAUUUGGAAAGCGAUCCAUGAAUUGCCUAUCUUUGGACCUUCUCGGAGAAGAACAGCUUCUUGAGUUUAUUCUGUAGAGUGAACAUAAUGUCCACAAUGACUGGACUGAGACUUUCACGAAUGAGUAGGCAGGUUUUACUGUCGCCGGUAGCUCGUAUGUUCAUGUUUGCAUGACAGGGAGAGACCUAUAUUACGUUGUAUUUUUAUCAUUAUUUACCUCUUCAAAACGUGAAAAAGUUAUUUUAAAUGGUUGCAAAAAUUGUGCUAUGCUGCAUGAAAAGACUCUACAAACAACUAAAUGCAUUUCAUGCACCAUUUGCAAUCUUGACUGAAAAUGGUCAAGCUUUUCUGUUUUUAUGCAAUUAAAAUUUUACAAGACUCUGGAUAUCGGUAAAAAGUAUUAAACCCAUUUUCCAAUGGAACUUAACUACCACUGAAUGUUUUUGUGGACCAAUGGCAGUAUAUAACUGGAAGUUAUUAUGAAUGUGGAAAACUACUACAGACUUUCCCAAAGCAAAACAUUUCUAUGCGUUGUGCCCUACAUCAUCUGGAAUUACAGUUUUGCCAUCAUUUUCGUUAACCUUUGGACACACAAUUGUGGCAAAGUGCAUCAGUCAGUUUUAUGGUUGUGGUAUUUUUUCUUUGUGUUUUUUUUUUUUAUUCUUCAGACAUAUGAAAUAGUGUUGAUAGUUACUGAACAAACUAUAAAAGUGCCUUGAUAAAAGUGUGAAUGUAUUUGCUAUGCAUUAAUGUAUUUUAAAGAAAAUAAAUUGUUCAUGUGUAAAUUAAGCAUGAUUUAAAGGGAGGUAAAGAUCUAAAAUUAAAUGAAGUGUCCCAUAGUCGGGGAGGGUUCAUCUAAUUAUCUCUUUAGUGUCACAACACUGUACAUUUAAUUUGA
This is a messenger RNA of Pelobates fuscus (common spadefoot toad), 2916 nucleotides long. It is a transcript of the gene FRMD1, whose product is annotated as FERM domain containing 1. Gene Ontology annotation, cellular component: cytoskeleton; cytoplasmic side of apical plasma membrane. Lineage: Eukaryota; Metazoa; Chordata; Amphibia; Anura; Pelobatidae. The record is from RefSeq and is a predicted model, not a curated record. The transcript has 14 exons. The coding region runs from base 281 to 2095 and encodes 604 amino acids. Gene Ontology annotation, biological process: positive regulation of hippo signaling.